This is a messenger RNA of Phytophthora nicotianae INRA-310, 2097 nucleotides long. RefSeq lists its product as hypothetical. The record is from RefSeq and is a predicted model, not a curated record. Gene Ontology annotation, molecular function: myosin binding. NCBI's taxonomy places the organism in Eukaryota, Oomycota, Peronosporomycetes, Peronosporales, Peronosporaceae. Bases 1 to 2097 code for a protein of 698 amino acids. The transcript has 3 exons.
AUGGAGAUCGCAGUGGCGUCCAGCUCGCCGCUAGGACAGUAUCUGGCCGAACUGGAGGCUGAUGGGGGCGAAUCCAUGGCGCAAUUGCUGUCUGACUCGCGACCUGUGGCUUCAAGGAAGCGUCCGAGACGUCCAACCAGACAAGAGCCACGUAACUGGAGCUGGAUGCAAUUUGCCCAUAGUCUACGAUAUCGACUCGAGCUGGUAGCAGCUCGUCGGCUGCUUCCCGAGCUCUGUGCCUUCCAUCCGACGAUCAGGGAGGAGCUGCAGCAGGCAGCGAGCGGUGAGGCUGCAAUAUUGUUUGAGUCUCAUGGGGGCUGGUGGGCAAGACAUGUUGCAGUGGUUGAAGUAUUGAGUGGAGUUGAGAUGGCUGCGGAGGAGCUUUGGAGAGUUUGUGCGACGGUCGGAGGAGCUUCAGUGGCUGCCAUAGCGACGGUGGCGUCUAGCUGGGGUAGCGAGGGGGUUUCAAUACUGUGGGCGAUGGAGUGGGUCGUUACAAUCGCUGUGUUUGUGCUGCUGUGGUUGGAGUUGAGCAUGCGAUUGCUUCUUGGUUGGUGUGUACGUCGCUCGGGGCGACUUGUGGCUUCGCUGAAUGGUUUUAUAGGGACAUUGGAGAAAUUCAACAAGGUUUAUGCCAGCAGUUUGACAUUAGUGAAGCGCGCAGAGCUGGCGAGUCGAGGGUAUCGACUUGGAGCUGGUUUGCUGCCGCCUAUCGGUAGGUUGGAGGCGAGCAACGCAGAGCCUGGUAACAAUGAUGAGGGCGCCGCUGUAUCCGCUGCAAAGAACCGUUUGCGCUGCCUUUCGCUACGAAGAAAACUGAGAGCACUGAAUGAUCAACUGCAGAUACAAGCCUCCACAUUUAUGCAGGAGGCCGAGCAGACAACGGAUACGAAAAAUCAGAAGCUUGAUGACAUAGGCGACGACAUGGACAAGCGAGCUCCGUCACUGCUGCUGACGGCGCUGUCGAAGCAGCAUAACCGAGCUGUGCUACUACUCGAAAACGCUGUCCAUGCGGCACUUAUGCGAAGUAUGGCUGGCGUUUGCUCUUCUCGCGAUAGCAAGAUGAACUGCAGUUUUCUUUUCAUACUAGGGUCACAUCAAGUUGCAGUUGACCAAUUGACCAAAGCUUUGAGCCUGUGGACUGCUGAUCUUGAGGCAUGGAAUAGCACGAAAGAUCCUGUGGCACUGCUUACUUCCUCACGCACCAAUUCACCAGAGCGACAGCAACAGUAUCAAAUAACACCUCCAACUCCAGACGAUCCUCGCCUGAAAAGCGUCGCUACACAGCUCCAAGAUUUGCGAUCUACGAGUGAGACUCUCACUGCACUGGUCAUCGCGGCUCAAUAUGAGCUUCUGUCGGUCAAAUCUGCGUCAAAUAGUUUGGAUAGCUCUCGUGAUGCGAUGCGAUCUAUGGUCCAGCAAUUACAGGAAACGUGGAGCAAUUAUGACAACGCGUUGAGCGCUUUGAAAGGUGAUAAGAACCCCCAAGACAUGCCAGCGGAUGAAGAAGCUGACGAAAGUUGCGAGUCAAAGCCGAUCGAAGUCGUAGCCUUAACCUCUUCUGUCGCUCCAGAAGACCCCAACUGCACGGUUGUUUUUACUGGAACGAGCACUGGCGAUGAUAGUUUUGAUUUACUUUCACUUUUAAAGCAGCAGGAGGCAGAUACACCGGAGUCAUCAGGCCCAACGCCACAUUUUGUUCGCGAGCUACGUGAUGUGCUGGCGCAUCGCGUACCAGGCCUCACGAAACAGGUUGAUCAUGAUCCUCUGAUACCAUCGACACCACCAAUACCACCCGCAGAUAACGCAAUUCUGCCUCCACCUCCUACCGAUGACAUGUUUGCGUUGCCUCGCGCACCUCCGCGUGGAGGUCCACGUCGACCUUCUACUCGUGCAAAUAGAGAUCCAUCAGCUGCUAUUUCUCCUACGUUACCAAGAGACAAUAAGCUCUCGGGUGUCGUAGCUACGGCAUUCAACCUCGAGCUUCAGACGUUGCUUCAGCGAAUCCAGUCGUCUCAGCAACCAAACUCUAUCGACUGUAUCGGUGAUAGCGCUGAAGAAACCGACGUUGAUCUGCUGUCAUCGGAGAAAAUGUAA